AUGAGCGCAGGCUCUGUGCCCAGCAUUGAGGGUCCCUCCCGCUUCUCACCCUCGGCCGUGACACAAUGGCAACAAUCACGACGAAAAUCCGUGUCAAACGCCUGCGAGCGAUGUAGGCGAAGAAAAAUUCGGUGCGAUGGCGACACGCCAUGCGCAACUUGCAGCCGUUUCUCGCUGGCAUGUGUGCGGAGUCAAAAGUCGAAAGAGAGUAUACAAUCGGAGCACCAAGUCGCCUUAGAAAAUCGAAUACAUCAACUAGAAGCUCAGUUAGCUGCCCAUAUGAAUGCGCCGAUGCAUGGUAUGGAGUCCAUUAGCCAAUCUCUCAUUGGAGGACAAGCGGCUUUUGACUGGCAAAGUCCACCGCAGCUCACCCUGGACACAAAUUUUUCCACGCCAUUCAAUCCGGACACCGAUAUUGACAUGGCUUCUUUCUCCGCGACUAGUAUACCGUCCAUUGCAAUUACGAAAUGCGAGCCGACGCCCAACGACACCUCACCGUCAUCGCCCGUACCUGACUUUUGGGACGGCACAACUCGAGCGUCAUCACCUGAAAUGCUCCCCACGUCAGCACCGCAGUUCGCUACAAGCGUUGUACCACCUACCGGUGGCAAGGCCUUCUCGCCGCCCAUAACCCCCCAUGUGGCGCCGUCCUGGGAAUUCCUUGCACAAGAGAGUUCAGGCCAUCUUAAGCCAAACACCACGCAUCCAAAAAGCACCUCUCGACGAUCUUCCGUCUCAUCAUUCUCUCUCGAUAACGAAGAUGCUUCUAUUUCGCCAUUCCCCGACUUUGAAAGUCAGAUUGAGAUGCCUCGGCUGCCACGCCAAGGCAUAUUUGCCCCUAGAGUCGAUAGCCCAACGGCGAUGAGCUCUGGUCCAAACUUCACCGACCGUAGUAGAGCCAUCACGUCCGCACCCUUCCCGAGUCGGUUCGAAGCUGAAACAUUGACUGGUGUGUUCCUUAAUCAUAUCGCAGCCUUUGAGUCCAAACCGUAUGCUAUUACUCCCUCAAUAUUCCGACAGAUAUUCGACACAGUAUAUCCUGAUCCGAAUCGCGGCCCAGCUUUCGAUACAUCGGUCUCGGUUGGCAUGGCUCGCUUUCAUGUCUUCUUUGCAAUGACCAUUGGCAUGAAAAUUAGAAUCCAAGGAACUGCCGAAAGCAAUUCGUUACUGGAGAGAUGUUAUGAAUUAGCAAUGCAACAAACAUCUUCAGCAACCUUCUGGCAGGAGAUAGGCGGCGUUGAAGCAAUACAGCUUCUAUCUAUAUUCUCCUUGUUGGGGAGAGAAUCCAAUUUCGAGCCCAAGCCUCUUCAGCAGUCCUGGUCUUGGUGA
Messenger RNA from Lindgomyces ingoldianus, 1329 nucleotides. RefSeq lists its product as uncharacterized. The transcript has 2 exons. The record is from RefSeq and is a predicted model, not a curated record. Gene Ontology annotation, biological process: positive regulation of transcription by RNA polymerase II. The coding region runs from base 1 to 1329 and encodes 442 amino acids. NCBI's taxonomy places the organism in Eukaryota, Fungi, Ascomycota, Dothideomycetes, Pleosporales, Lindgomycetaceae. Gene Ontology annotation, molecular function: DNA-binding transcription factor activity, RNA polymerase II-specific; sequence-specific DNA binding; zinc ion binding.